Molecule: messenger RNA, 871 nt
Organism: Hydra vulgaris (swiftwater hydra)
Lineage: Eukaryota; Metazoa; Cnidaria; Hydrozoa; Anthoathecata; Hydridae
Source: RefSeq, a predicted model, not a curated record
AAUAUAAGUAGAUUAUAUGUCUUCAACAUGCCAAAGUAUCAUUCAGGGGGAAGAAAUAAGGCUAGUGAGUGGAAUGAAGUGACCAUAUUAAGUGAUCAACCAAAUAGAGUAAUAUGUAAUUAUUGCAAAGUGAGCAUAAUUAAAAAAAUAGAAAGAGUUUCAAGAGAUCCAUUUGGAUAAAUGCAGAAGAAAGAAUAAACGAAGCAAUAAUAAUUCCGCUGAAGUGUUAAGUGAUAUAUCAGUUUUAGAGUCAAGGCCAUCUACAUCUGCAGCAUCAAAUAAGUCUAGCCUGUCUGAUGAUAAUGAGCAAGAUGGUUUAAGCUUUAUUAGUGAUUCUUUUUAUUCGUCAAUUGUUCAGUCAACUGCAAUGACGAUGCAACAGCAAACAUCUGUUUCUAAAUUUGUUACUACAACAACAAGUAAUCAGAAGGAUGAACUGGAUUUACAAGUUACAAGAUUUUUCUUUUCAGCAAAUAUACCAUUCAACGUAGUAGAAAAUCUUGAAUUUACCAAGCUGCUUAAAAAACUUAGACCUGGAUAUGAGCCACCAAAUAGAAAACAGAUAUCUUCAGAACUCUUAGUAAAGAUAAAUGAAGAAGUAAUCAAUUUAAUGAAAAAUGAUCUUGCUGAUGAUAGUGCUGUUACCCUAAUUCAAGAUGGUUGGAGUACAUUCAGUAAUGAUCCUAUAAUUGCUCAUAGCAUCCAUAGUAAAAAUAAACCUUAUCUCAUUUCUGCAAUUGACACUGGAAGCCAAUCAAAAACAGCAGAAUAUUGCGCUCAAGCUGCUAAGGAUGCAAUUAAAAUUGCUAAAGAAACGUUCAAUAAAGAUUAUGCACUGACAACGAAAAUAAAAUGUCUAAAAUGAGAAAAC